AAGUUUUCUAUUUACCGUGAAUUUUAAAAUGGAAAAUAUUUUUGAGAAAAUCGAAGAAAAACAUAUUUUAAAUAAGGAGGAAAUUGAGUUAAACUGCAGUGAGCAUCCAAGAGAAAUAGUGAUAGCAUUUUGUGAUACUUGUCAGAAGGCAGUUUGUUUUGAUUGUUCUCGAGAAUCACACAGAGACCACAAAUGUUUCAAAAUAGAAAAUAAAGCCGUCGAGGCGAGACAAAAUAUUCCUAAAUUAUGCACUCAGAUUGAAAAUAAAAAGUUGCCAACUUUGGUGACAACAUUGGAUAAGGUUAAUAACUGCAAAUCACAAGUAUCAAAAACGGAUGAAGUUAUAGAAAAGAUACAUAAAAGAGCAAACGAGCUCAUGGCAAUUAUUAUGGAAGAACGCGAUUCGCUUAUAGGUCAGUGUAAGCAGUCCUCUAUUUCACAAGAAAAAUACUACCAGAUUGAAGAAAGUGUUGUUCGUAGAUUUAUAGACUUGUAUACUUUAAGUCUACACGAAGCCUCCGAUGUCGUCAAAAGUACAAAUAAUAUCGAACUAGUUCUUUUCGAGAGUAAAUUGAAAAGUCAGAUAAGAGAUUUUAAACCGAGGGUUAUACGACCUUCGUCUACACCUAAAUUUAAAUCGGGGAACACCGAUAGAGAAGUGAUUAAAAACAUGAUUGGCCAAGUGAACUGUGAUGUCAAUUUUGCCGACAUGUCAUCCUUAGCUGGUGAAUUAGUCGGAAUUCAAGUUAAACUGGUAUCGUCAGUUAGGUACAGUUGUUUGAAUGUUGCUUCAUUUUGUUUGCAAGACAAUGAACUGACAUGGAUCAACCCAGCAGAGUCAACGAUUGGUGGAGUCAUAGAUAUAAAAGGAACAGAACACAAAAGAUUUGAUUUCGGAACUGAGUUGUCCGAUUUUACUAUUACCGAUAGAAAUGUUAUAUUAGGAACGGACACAAAAAAUAAGCGUAUAGUAAGAGUUACAAAUAAUGGGAUACUGAAAGAAGUUCUCAACACUGCACCAUUACAACCACAUGGAAUUCAUGCUUGUAGAAAUGGGGACUUACUGGUUUCACAGAUGUAUAGGGCCGAUCCCAAAUCUGUUGAUAGUAAGCGUCUGGUCCAUCGUCUAGGUAAAGACUAUACAGUUAAACUUACAAUACAAUUUACGGCGUCAUUUUUCAAUAAGAAACACAUUCUUAACCAUCCAAGACGAGUGACAGAGAAUAGUAAUGGCGAUAUAAUAGUUGUCGAUUUAUCAACAGAAACGUCGGGAAGGGUACUCGCAUUUGAUUUUGUAGGAAAAUUGCGUUUUACAUAUGAAGGUAAUCCAAAGAGAUCAAAGUUUUUGCCGUUUGAUGUUUGUUGUGAUUCCGAUUUACGAGUUUUUGUUUCGGAUUUUUUCAAUCAUGAAAUUAACGUUCUAGGUUGUGACGGCCAAUUUAUCCAGGAAAUUCCUACAAAUAUGGAAGGACUACUUAAUCCUAUCGCUAUUGCAUUCGACAAGAAAGGAAAACUUUGGAUUGGAGGUAAAGGUGGGAAAAUCUUGAUAUACAUGACCCAUAAGACAAUUUAAA
Mytilus trossulus (common blue mussel) is the source of this 1574-nucleotide messenger RNA. Its product is annotated as tripartite motif-containing protein 2-like. Gene Ontology annotation, molecular function: zinc ion binding. The record is from RefSeq and is a predicted model, not a curated record. Lineage: Eukaryota; Metazoa; Mollusca; Bivalvia; Mytilida; Mytilidae. The transcript has a single exon. Bases 29 to 1573 code for a protein of 514 amino acids.